AUGUCCCGCUGGCUAACGCUUGCGCUGCUGCUGGCCGCGCUGUGCGGCGCGACGCAGGCCUACAGACGCACCCGCCGCUGCUACUCGCAACGACUGGAACGCUACUUUAAGGACGGCGACGAGUGGCGGGUGCCGGGCUGCCGCGUGGCGCGGUGCGUGCGCGGCCGCGCGUACUUCAGCAAGUGCGAGCCGGUGGCCGCCGACCCCCCGCAACCCGGCUGCCAGCUGUUGAAGGGCGACCCCACGGCCGACCACCCCGACUGCUGCGAGCGGUGGCUGUGCCCCGAGCCCGGCCAGUGCGUGGCACCAGCGCUGCAGAGACUGGUUCCAGUCGGUCACCGCUGGACCGAGCCGCCAUGCGCCAGGGCCGAAUGCACGGAACGCGGCGUGGGGGUCGUGGGGUGCCCGGCGUUCCCGACGUCACCGGGGUGCAGCGUUGAGCCGGGGGUGCCGGGUGGCGAGUACCCCACCUGCUGUCCCCGCGAGAACUGCACCGAGGCAAAACCGUGCUACGACAAGUAUCUGGACCGGCGCUUCGCCGUGGGCGAGCGGUGGACGCUGCCGGAGUGCAGCGGUGUGGCGGAAUGCGAGGAGGGCGGCGCCGUGGGUGCAGUCGGCUGCCCGCUCAGCGCAGUCGCUCCCGGCGUUCCGUGCGCUCUGGAUGACGGCGAGCUGGGGCUGGAGUACCCACAGUGCUGCCCCAAGAUCACCUGCCCGGACUGCUACUCGCGGAAGCUGGAGCGGUACUUCGGACCGGGCGACGAGUGGACCGACGAGGGCUGCACACUGAGCCGCUGUAACUUGCACGAGGACGGGUCGGUGGACGUCUCCCACCUGCCCUGCGGCCUGCUCGGACCGCCGCCGGCGCCCGACUGUCGGCUAGUCGCGGAGGACUCGGCCGGAGAAUACCCGGGCUGCUGUGCACACUUCAUCUGCCCUAAUCACUGCUUCUCGCGUGCAAAGGACCGCUGGUUCGCGGUGGGCGAGAAGUGGACCGAAAAGGGCUGCACGCAGUCCGAGUGCAUCCAGGCCUCGGAUGGCGCCGCGCAGGUCAUCCAACUGCCCUGUGGCCAUCUCGCCAUCGACAGCCAGUCCAACUGCCACAUCGUGGAGGGCGACGCGGCCAGCGACUACCCGCAGUGCUGUCCCACCGCGCAGUGCGAGCCGCUGCCGUCGGACGGGUGCUUCUCGGAGCGUCACCAGCGCUUCUUCCAACCGGGGGAGACGUUCACCGGGCCGGGCUGCAGUCGGGCCACGUGCAGGGAGGGUGGAGGUAUUUCUGGCGUUGGAUGUGGUCUUAUUGGCGUUCCAUCUCACUACCAGUGCGCGCUGGAUGACGGUGAGCCGGGGCUGGAGUACCCACAGUGCUGCCCCAAGAUCACCUGCCCGGACUGCUACUCGCGGAAGCUGGAGCGGUACUUCGGACCGGGCGACGAGUGGACCGACGAGGGCUGCACACUGAGCCGCUGUAACGUGCGCGAGGACGGGUCAGUGGACUUCUCCCAGCUGCCCUGUGGUCUGCUCGGACCGCCGCCGGCGCCCGACUGUCAAAUAGUCGAGGAAGACCCCUCCGGUGACUACCCGCACUGCUGUGCCACCUUCAGCUGUCGUGGCCACUGCUUCUCCCGCUCGCAGCAACGCUGGUUUGCCGUCGGCGAGAGGUGGACCGAAGCGGGAUGCACGCGGGCCGAUUGCACGCAGACCGACGGCUUCGCACAGAUCUCCCUGCUGCCCUGUCCUUUUAUUGGCCUUGAUGACUCGGUCAAGACCAGCUGCCGGAUCGUGCAGGGCGACGCCGCGAGUGACUACCCGCAGUGCUGCCACUCGGUCCAGUGCGAGCCGCCGCCUGAGAAACCCCACAUCGCGGAUCAUUACUGA
This is a messenger RNA of Pollicipes pollicipes, 1878 nucleotides long. RefSeq lists its product as uncharacterized. The coding region runs from base 1 to 1878 and encodes 625 amino acids. The transcript has a single exon. NCBI's taxonomy places the organism in Eukaryota, Metazoa, Arthropoda, Thecostraca, Pollicipedomorpha, Pollicipedidae. The record is from RefSeq and is a predicted model, not a curated record.